AUGACUUGGCGUCCCCGGCGCGUGCUGCUGCUGGCCGCGGCGGCGCUGGCGCUGACCGACACCGCGGCCGUGGACCGCAGCAAGUUCCGCACCUGCGAGAAGACGCAGUUCUGCAACAAGUUCCGCAACGUGCAGCGCGAGCCGCUGGCCGCGCAGCUGCAGGUGGCGCGCGACAGCGUCACGCCCGACGCGGACGCGAAGCUCGUGCGCUUCCUCGUGGAGGACGCGGCGCAGCGCGGCGGUGUGGCGCUCGAGGGCUCGCUGACCUUCGUGCUGGGCGAGGACAAGGCGCGCGUGCCGGCGCUGCGCGUGCGCCUGCGCGAAAAGUUCGCGGACCCGCAGGACCCCAAGACGCGCUGGACGAGCGACGACGUGCUGGUGCCCGCCGCGGACGAGACGCGCGCGUUGCGCCAGGUGACGGCCGCCGAGGCGGGCCUCAAGACGCCCGUGGACGACAAGGACGUGCUGCUGUUCGCGCCCGAGGGCGACAAGCCGCAGGUCGUGGCGGCCUUGAAGCUGGGCGGCACCUUCGGCGUGGACUUGUACCUGGACGGUGAGAAGGCCGUGUCCACGAACGACGACGGCCUGUUCCACUACGAGAUCCGACAGGACCGCGCGGACGCCGAGGCGCAGGCCGACGCGGCGGCCGACCAGGCGGCCGUGGACGCCCACGGAGGCAAGACCAUUGUCGACUACGGAGAGGACGGUCUGGCUAUCUACGACGACGGCACGGUGCAGAAGAAGGAGGAGCAUUCGGCCACGACCACGGCUACUGUGGGCGCGGACGGCAAGGUUGAGGGCUGGGAGGAGUCGUUCGGCGGCCACACGGACAAGAAAAAGUUCGGCCCCAGCUCCAUCGGACUCGACGUGUCCUUCCACGGCUCGGCCGCGGCUCCCAGGACGCUGUACGGUAUCCCCGAGCACGCGACGGACUUCGCGCUGAAGGACACGAUUGAAGCGGACGAGGGGGGCGAGCAGACGCGCAAGGUGGUGACGGACCCGUACCGACUGUACAACCUGGACGUAUUCGAGUACGAGCUGGACAACCCCAUGGCGCUGUACGGCGCCAUCCCGGUGCUUGUUGCGCCCAACAAGGAGAACACGGUCGGUAUGUUCUGGAACAACCCCAGUGAGACGUUCGUGGACAUCUGGACGAACGAGGACGCGCACAGCAAGUCGACGCACUGGCUGAGCGAGUCAGGUGUGUUUGACCUGUUCCUCCUGGCGGGCCCCAGCAGCGCUGAGCUGUUCUCGCAGUACACGCUGCUGACGGGCCGCGCGCAGCUGCCGCCGCUCUUUGCCCUCGGUUACCACCAGUGCCGCUGGAACUACAAGAAUGAGGCGGAUGUGGCAAGGGUGGACGCCGGAUUCGAUGAGCACCUGAUCCCGUACGACGUGCUGUGGCUCGACAUUGACCACACGGACGGCAAGCGCUACUUCACGUGGGACGAGCACGCCUUCCCCACGCCCAAGGACAUGCAGGAGUCAGUGGCGCGUACUGGCCGUAAAAUGGUGACGAUUGUCGACCCGCACAUCAAGGUCAGUCAGACAAAGGACAAGCAGCCGUACUACAUUCACACUGAGGCGGAGGAGCUCGGCCUCUUCAUCAAGGAUGAGCAGGGCAACGACUUCAAGGGUUGGUGCUGGCCGGGCGAGUCCUCUUACGUUGACUUCACGUCGCCCAAGGCGCGUGCGUGGUGGCGCCACCAGUUCCGCUACGAGAACUACCAGGGCAGCACCAACCACCUGUACACGUGGAACGACAUGAACGAGCCGUCCGUCUUCAACGGCCCCGAAGUGUCCAUGCGCAAGGGCUGCAUGAGCAUUGCGGGCGUUGAGCACCGCGAGUGGCACAACCUGUACGGCACCCUCUUCCAGCGGUCGUCUAUGGAGGGCCAGCUUGUUCGCCAGCAGCCCCCGCCGGAGCCUCUCUCGGCAUUUGCUGAGGAGCUUCAGCUUACGUCGGACAUGCAGCGCCCGUUUGUGCUGUCACGUGCGUUCUCUGCUGGCUCGCAGCGCUACGGUGCGAUCUGGACCGGUGACAACACGGCCGAGUGGGGCCACCUCCGUUAUGCGACCAAGAUGCUGCUGUCCAUGUCGGUGGCUGGUCUCACGUUCGUUGGCGCUGACGUGGGCGGAUUCUUCGGCAACCCGUCCACGGAACUGCUCACGCGAUGGAACCAGGCCGCUGUGUACCAGCCAUUCUUCCGUGGACACGCGCACCACGACUCGGCUCGUCGUGAGCCGUGGGUGUUCGGGGAGCCGACGACGUCGCGCAUUCGCGCCGCUAUCCGUGAGCGCUACUCGCUGCUGCCAUACAUCUACACGCUCUUCUACACGUGCAACGCGCGCGGUAUGCCGGUCAUGCGCCCGCUGUGGGCGCACUUCACGCAGGAGCCCCAGAGCUUCAGCGAGGAGGACCAGUACCUGCUCGGCGACGCCCUGCUUGUGAAACCGAUCGUGGAGGAGGGUGUGGAGGCGACGCACGUGUUCCUGCCUUCCGAUGGAGCGGAGGACAAGACGGUGUGGUACCAGUUGACGGACGGGUACAAGCGUUUCUUCGGUGGCAAGACGCACGAGAACGUGCCCGCGCCACUGGACGCCAUCCCGGUGUUCCAGCGCGGCGGCACCAUCCUGCCGCGCAAGCAGCGCGUGCGCCGCAGCUCGGAGCUGAUGCGCGACGACCCGCUGACGCUGGUGGUGGCGCUGGACCAGCACUUCAAGGCCCGUGGCGAGCUCUACGUGGACGACGAGCGCUCGCUGGCCGCGGAGCUGGAGGGCGAGGGCACGCUGGUGUCGUUCGAGCUGACCAAGGACGGCCUGCGCUCGACGGCCGCCGCCGCGACGCAGCAGGGCAAGCGCUACACGUCGCUCAUGUGGGUGGAGCGCAUCGAGGUGUACGGCUUCCAGUCCGAGGCCAACCUGCCCAAGCAGGUGCUGGUGGGCGGCGAGCGCGCCGUGGAGUUCCAGUACGACGCCGCCAGCGACCGCCUGGUGCUGCGCAAGCCGCAGGUGCUGGUCACGGACGACUGGGAGCUCCGCUUCGUGUACGACCAGGCCCUCGAGUGAUCGUAGACGAGGACCGAGCUGCAGGGGGGAGUUUGUUGAAGUUUUCAAAUCAGAUAAAGAGCU
This is a messenger RNA of Phytophthora sojae, 3132 nucleotides long. RefSeq lists its product as hypothetical. Bases 1 to 3069 code for a protein of 1022 amino acids. Gene Ontology annotation, molecular function: carbohydrate binding; alpha-glucosidase activity. The record is from RefSeq and is a predicted model, not a curated record. Gene Ontology annotation, biological process: N-glycan processing; carbohydrate metabolic process. Lineage: Eukaryota; Oomycota; Peronosporomycetes; Peronosporales; Peronosporaceae. The transcript has a single exon.